UGAGCUGAGUGUACGGAAGUAACGGUCAGUGGUAACAGGUGACCGCGGCUCACAUAAAGGAACAUUUUACCACUAAAGCCGUACACUUCAGCAAACUCGUUUCCUACAUUACCUGUGCUGCAAUUUAAAGUACACAUACACUGUGAUUCACUUAUGUUUGCACUAUUUUUUUUAUAAACAAUAUAUGUAAUUUGCCAACAAGGACGUCGGGAAGAUGCAGAGAGAAAUGUGUGAAGAGAAAGACGAACGUUUCUCAGGACCAUUGCUAGAUGGUAAAGAUGAGGGGAAUCAGACACGGAAACUGGAUGAGGAUGCGAUCGCGGGUGCUGAUGUGGCCCGUGCGAGGUGGACCUUACUGCGACAGGUUUUGCAUCAGAAGCAGGUGGACAGUCCAGGGGUCAAGCAGGUAUCUGUCCGAAGAUUUGCAACCUUUGACCUUUUCACCAGGUCAAGAGUCGUGCCCUCUUGCCCUUCAGAUGACCAGUGGGUGCAGUACCGAAGUGUCUCUCUACCAGAGUAUAGUGCCUUGCUCAGAGAUAACCUGGGACCCCUCAGAGUAAACGAAGUGCUCAAUAGUUUCGACAACACCGGCAAUGUCUGUGUGUGGCCGUCCGAAGAAGUGAUGGCUCAUUACUGUGUGAAGAAACGUAAAAUGUUCAAGGGAACUGUGUGUGAGUUAGGAGGAGGGAUGACCUGUCUAGCUGGGCUCAUGGUUGCCAUUUGUGCUGACGUGAAGGAAGUUCUGCUAUCAGAUGGGAACGAGAAGGCAAUUCAGAAUGUUCGACAGGUGAUCGAGAGGAACCUAGAAGCCGGCGUGUUCGGCUCCACACACGUGUCUAGCAGGGUGGUGAGGUGGGACAGUGAGGCAGACGUGUCGUCGCUGGAAGGACAUUUUGACAUCAUCAUGUGUGCAGACUGUUUGUUCCUGGACCAGUACAGGGCCAGCCUGGUUGAUGCCAUAAGAAGAUUACUGCGACCCAAUGGCAUGGCGUUGGUGUUUGCCCCGCGGCGCAGGGAUACGCUGGGUGUCUUCUGCCGGCUGGCCCAGGAGGCGGGCCUCUCGGUCUCUCAGCACCAGCAGUACGACUCUCAGGUCUGGGAUGUCCAUCUCAAGAUGCAGGGAGAAGGAAAGGACGCAUACGAUGACAACAUCCACUACCCCAUCCUGCUCACCCUGACACGGGGGCCUCUGCCCCCCCCCCUCGGCCACACUCAGUAAAGCAGACUUUGCUUGGGCUCCAGCCGACACCCCUCCAGAGACCCUCAGUGCAGCCUUCGUGUGCUUGUUGUUCCAUGUUGAGCGAGGUGUAUGGAGUAUAUUUCAGGAAAUGGAAAAUAAUCCAAUGGAUUCCUCAGCAAUGCAGUCCCACAGUAUUAGAAGCAAAAUGUAUACAUUUUAUACCCAGGUUUUGCACCAUAUUGCCACAGUGGGAAAUAGAAAGGGUGAAUCAAUUUACAAAUAUAUAAUGUGUGAGAUGGUGUGUGUGUGUGUGUAGGCUAUUUUAGUACUCCUGUGUGUCGGAGUUGAACAAGCUGGUUGUUUUGACAGGUGAUGGCCAGUGUCCCAGAAUCAUUGGCCCUUCCCAAUCCAGCCUUAGAGCUCUAGGCAUUCAGCUUGAGCACUCGAUUUACCCUGCUUUAGUCAGCUAGCCUGAGAGCUCUAUUCACCCAGCCUGAGAGCUCUAUUCACCCAGCCUGAGAGCUCUAUUCACCCAGCCUGAGAGCUCUAGUCACCCAGCCUGAGAGCUCUAAUUAACCAGCCUGAAAACUCUCAUCCUCGAGCCGGAGAGCUCUAGUUAUCCCGCUUGAGAACUUCAGUUAUCUCUGCUCUAGUCACGCAGCCUGAGAGCUCUAGUCCUCUAGCCUGAGAGCUCUAGUCCUCCAGCCUGAGAGCUCUAGUCCUCCAGCCUGAGAGCUCUAGUCAACCAGCCUGAGAGCUUUAGUCCUCCAGCCUGAGAGCUCUAGUCCUCCAGCCUGAGAGCACUAGUCCUCUAGCCUGAGAGCUCUGGUCCUCCAGCCUGAGAGCUCUCGUCACCCAGCCUGAGAGCUCUCGUCACCCAGCCUGAGAGCUCUAUUCACCCAGCCUGAAAGCUCUAUUCACCCAGCCUGAGAGCUCUAUUCACCCAGCCUGGGAGCUCUAGUCAACCAGCCUGAGAGCUCUAGUCCUCCAGCCUGAGCGCUCUAGUCAACCAUCCUCAGAGCCAGUCAGCACCGCCCUAGUCAGCCAGCGACAGUCCACAGUCCCUGUUCUAGUCACUCAGCCUGAGACCCAGUCAUUCAGUCAGGUGGCAAUCAGUCAGUCACCCCAGACAGCAAAGUCAAUUCCAUUGCAAGACACUCUAUUACCUGCUCAUUGAGGCAGUUAGCCAGGCCAUCUGUCAGCCUGGCUGACAGUCCGGAGCAGGGCUGUAGUCAGUGUUUACCCUGUGCCACUGUGCUCUCCACAGGCCAACUACACACGCUAACGCGAUGCUGAGGGCCCAUUUGCUUUCUUUUCCCUUACACUCUUCCCUUGCCACUUUCCCUACCCCCUGUUUUUAUUCUAUAUUUGGCCAUUCUCCUCGUUUAGUCAUAGGUCAGUAAUAUAAACGCUCUUUAAUUUCAACAGAGCAGUAGAUUAGAUUAGUGUGUUGUGUGUGUGUUUGCGUGCGUGUGUGUGUGUACGUACCAGUGUGUGUAAGAGUGACAGGAGCAGACACAAAAUGCACAAAGUGUAAUGGCAGUAUAUAAAUGUGAUGACAGGGACCCUCAUACUGUGUGGACAUGAAACAGAACGCUAAACCUGUACACACUCUGGAGCGUGUUGUCGCUCACAUCAUUCCUGUUCACAGCAGUCCUCUGCUCUGACUGACUCAUUGGACUUCAGUAUUCUCUCCGUGUUUCUGAACUGGGUUCAUUUGUAAGCCUCACAGCCAGUAUAGUACCUCACAUGGCAUGAAGCACACUUUAUUCAUACUUAAUCAAAUACAUUAUAUCUUAUCAAAAGAGUUCUUCAUUAAAAAGUAAAACUUGUUCUAGCCACAGAGCAAUUGUUUCUCAGUUGCUGAUUUCAGCGACAGACAACAAACAAACACAAGACAGGAAGACUAAUGGGUAGUACACAGAUUAAGCAGAACCAACAUCGCAGUAUUCUUCUGGCCUUAACCCAAACCAAAGCUCCAUUGCCUUAAUUUAAGCAUUUAUCUGCAAAUGUUAUUGUUUCAUAACACCAAGUAUAGCACCAACUGAUCCAUGAAUGGGUGCCUUCACACAGCAGGGUCUAGCACCAACCCAUCGGGUAUGGCUGCCUUCACACAACGGGAAGCCGCUGCUUGUAGGAGCCAUGGCAUCUCUAUCUUUGUUGGCUAUCAACUGACGCACUAAUGCUGUGAUGGUGAGCUCUCUGCUUAAUUAUUCACAUGACAGGCAUCGAUACAACGUUAAGGAUUUAUUGUGGUUCUGUCUAGAUCAAGUGCUACCCUCAGAUGGUAUUAAUCAGACAGCUCUUCAGGGUCAUUAGUUGGUUUGGACAUGGGAUGGAAUGCUUUGCAGUGUUAAAUAUACAAAUUUAAGCUUUAUGAACAAAAUACAUGUUUAUUUUGUACAGCCCUUUAAAAAGGUUCAUGUUCCACAUCUGUCUGUACAUGACAGAUUGACUGAAUGGACACCUUUCAUGUCUAUGAAAUAAUAUUAAUCAUAGAAAGCCAUGACCAUUGAGACUGUGCUGUGAUGUCGUUCUCGUCUUUAGUGACAUCAUAACCAAUCAAGUGACUGGGAUCCCAGUUAUUCUCAGCAUCUCGACUGUUUGCUAUUGACCCUCGUCAUAAUUAUGACCUUUCACAAUCUUCAGUUUGGUCAAUUCGAUUAUAUUGUGGAAAACGUAUGUACCCUGGUAAGUGGGUGGGAAAAGGCAACAAUGGAGACAUUUUCUUCCUCCCAUCACUGCUGUGUGUUUCAGUGACAUCACUGCUGUGUGUUUCAGUGAAAUCACUGCUGUGUGUUUCAGUGACAUCACUGUUGUGUGCUACAGUGACAUCACUGCUGUGCGUUUCACUGACAUCACUGCUGUUUGUUACAGGGACAUCACUGAUGUGUGUUUCAGUGACAUCACUGUUAUUUUGAUACAGAGACAUCACUGUCGUGUGUUUAACUGUAAUCAGCCCUAUCUACACCAUUUCCCUUGGCAGCUAAGCACUGUUUCACCAGACUUUGAAUACUGCUGUGACCACAAGGAGUUUAUUUGAACAUAUCAGUUGUAUCCACUUCUGCUGUGAACACAAGGUAUUUCUUUACAGCGCCCUAAAAAGUUAAAAGAGGCAACCCUUGAACACUUUCGUGUAUAAUUGAUUCCUAGAUAUGUCUUGUAUCUCAAACUAUCCUUUCAUUGUUAAAACAAAUGAAACAAGUAUUUUCUCAAGGGGGUCAAGUGUCAAUUUGUGUUGAAUAUGAGUUGAAUUUGAUGAAUAAAAUAGCUUUAUGUUAAA
This is a messenger RNA of Gadus macrocephalus (Pacific cod), 4463 nucleotides long. RefSeq names its product calmodulin-lysine N-methyltransferase (gene camkmt). The transcript has 11 exons. The record is from RefSeq and is a predicted model, not a curated record. Gene Ontology annotation, molecular function: calmodulin-lysine N-methyltransferase activity. NCBI's taxonomy places the organism in Eukaryota, Metazoa, Chordata, Actinopteri, Gadiformes, Gadidae. Bases 215 to 1219 code for a protein of 334 amino acids. Gene Ontology annotation, cellular component: cytoplasm.